AUGCAUAUGGUGGACAUUCACUCCGCACCUACAUACAUGAUGGGAAGGGAGGAAGAGAGACAAGAUGAAGCUGAUUUAGAGGAUUAUUCGGUAAUCGGGAUGAGAUCGGCGAGGUAUAUGCACUGUAUGCUGCGGUGGUCGGGUAAGUUUGAUGGAGCAGGGAGUAGUAUGAACAGGGAAAGAGAACCUGAUGCAGAGCCGAAAUAG
Aspergillus niger is the source of this 207-nucleotide messenger RNA. RefSeq lists its product as hypothetical. Bases 1 to 207 code for a protein of 68 amino acids. NCBI's taxonomy places the organism in Eukaryota, Fungi, Ascomycota, Eurotiomycetes, Eurotiales, Aspergillaceae. The record is from RefSeq and is a predicted model, not a curated record. The transcript has 2 exons.